GGGGGACGAUGAAGAUAGAAGCGCAGUAAGUGGAUAUCACAGAGUGUCAUUCAAGCGCACGGGGACUCUGACCAGGGGUUACUCUGAGCUGUUGGGCUUUGUUCAUUUUUGGGAAUCUUGAUUAGACUUUUCUUGUCUUAUGAGACAGGGCAGGUUUCUGAGACGGGAUGAACAAGAUUAACCACUACCAAGAGUCUGGAAGCCUGGUUACAAUUGACAGAUCCGACUCACGUUACGGUUUCACUUUAAGUAUCCUGUCAGCUCUACUCAAGUCUAAAUCAACUCCAGAUGCAGUCAUCUCACUGUAGUUCACUGCCGAUAACAAUUUCAACAGUUACCAAAUAUUAAACUUCGCCACAGUAACAUGCCGUUCGCAAAUUUCCGAGUCACCGGUUUGCGCCGUUGAAGCGUUAUAGGGUACUGGCUUUGGCCGCUCAGAAGGCUUUGUUUAUUUAUUUAUCCUUUUUUGCUUGCUUUUGAAGGCCCAAAACUUUGGCCGGAUAUUGACAAGCAUCACAGCGCUUCCUACCGAAACAGCUCCACUUGUUGCCGACUUAAUUCGUCUCAGCCCGGCCCGCAUCACGGAGCUCCUUGUUUCUGAGCCGCUCCACUAAGAUCGUCAUCGGCAAAAAAAAGGAUAGUAAUAAAUGCGAAAAUGUUUAAAGAAAUCCCUCUUUGAAAGGUUUCGAGGUAAUAUAAGACCAAAAAAAAGGGGGGCAAGGUUGUUGACAGGUGAUGAUGUUGAGACUGUCAGCUGUGGCCUCGGCCUAGGUGGUCUAGACAAGCGGCACAGCUCAGCCGUUCACAUACGAUAAGUAGGGGACGCAUUCAAUAUCUUGGCCUCACUGUGGCUGAAAGUGCACAUAGAGUUCAUGUGCCUGCGUAUUGAUGGUGAAAUACGCUGUGGCUCUAUGCAUAAGCCCAGGUUUUACGGUGAAUCCGGUAAUGUCCAUUCGCCUGUAGCUUAUUCUCAUGAAAAACAACAACUCGAUUCGAAUGACGAUGUUCCUGCAGUAGGGAAGUGCCAUUGUACGACACAACCCUCGAUCGAAUGGCUCUCAUGCAAUCGUCAACCCAUCACAGGCCUCCAAUGCAGGCCUCGGGUGACAGCUGUCUCAAGACUGGGGAUACGGCAAUCUUUAAACAAACAAGAGAAUAUCAAAACAAAGCAGUUUGAUAAUACGACAAGACUUAUUGAAGCAACCUCCAGCGAUGCUGAAACACUUCAAGAUGCACAACACCAAGAGAGAAAGUCGACGUGUACACUACAGUGCAUCACGUUAAGCUCUCACACGGCUCCCUAGCGUCGAUUUGACUUGUGUGGGUUGUGCCUUUGGGAUGGUCUUACAGGGAUAAUGUGCUGCACCCCAUCCUCUCUGGCGGGUCUUGGCUUACUGGCUAUCGUCUUGGCUUGUGGCGAUUGGAUCCUAAAUGCCUCGCUGUGAUGCAUUAACGCUCUGACAGGAAGAAGGUCAGCGGGGUUUGAGCCUCAAACAACCGGAAUCUGCGGGAGGCUCGGCUGCAACGGGUUCGUUGGUCCUUUUUUUUUUUUUUUUUUACCUCAAUAUUCAAUCGUUGAAGAAGUUUCUUGUGUCCUCGUGCCUCAUGCCUCGUCAUGGUUUAUCAGGUCAUUGCUUCGUGUGUGUUCCGCGCAUCCCGGUAGUUGGUGCUUGAUUCAUGAUGGGGCUAUGACGCAGUCACUGAAACGUAAAAAAAAAACAUGCCUCGAGACAGUUGUGAAUAUCUUUGUCUAGGGGAGGCAAGAUAACUGAGGACCUUUAUACCAAGUGACAAAUAUAACUAAUCUAAAGCCCCUCUAAGCUUAUACUAAACUUACCUAAAUCUUUUUGUCACUUAGAGCAGAGGUCCUAAGUUUUUUUGCUCCCUUGAGGCUUGUCAGACACCAAGGCAAAAGCCAAAGAUCCACGUAAGAUCUUCGCUGGUUAACGUUACUUGCUAAAACCCAGAACUCCCCAGCCUCAGAGAAGAAUCAACUACCGAGAUGGGGGGAUGUCGUCGUCAACACCAGGCUGUGCAGAUAUAUCCCAUGUAAAUGCAUUCAAUUCUGUUAAGGUGAAUUACAAAUACCAGAGUCUAUGAUGUCUACACCAUGAGGCUAUGUUGUCUUGGCUCUCGAUCUUAACAUCGACCGCAUAGCAAUCGCCAUCACUGAUAUGCUUGUCAAAUCAUACUGAUAUGCUCAAAACCUCAC
Messenger RNA from Fusarium odoratissimum NRRL 54006, 2212 nucleotides. RefSeq lists its product as uncharacterized. The coding region runs from base 873 to 1304 and encodes 143 amino acids. Lineage: Eukaryota; Fungi; Ascomycota; Sordariomycetes; Hypocreales; Nectriaceae. The transcript has a single exon. The record is from RefSeq and is a predicted model, not a curated record.